Messenger RNA from Paramuricea clavata, 4620 nucleotides. The record is from the annotation of a GenBank genome assembly. Lineage: Eukaryota; Metazoa; Cnidaria; Anthozoa; Malacalcyonacea; Plexauridae.
AUGAAUUUUUGGACACUUAAGAAUAAAUUAAUAUUCGUAUCAAUAGAAACAUUCCCGACACCACAAAGUAACCACUUAAGACGUGUACCCUUACCAGCACCUGACCACGCUGCACCGAGUAAAGAAGCAGCAGAGGUGAGCAAAGUAUUCCGAAUAGCAGCAUAUCGGUCACAGUCGAAAAAGAAAUGAGCUGUAGUUUCUUUUGGAAAACCACAUGCACAAAAAGAGGAAGAAACACAAUUUUUUAAAUAUAAAUCGUAAUUUAAUGUACUAUUAGAUAAUCUCAAACGGGUAUGCAAAAUAGCUGGUAAACGAUCACCUAUAUAAUAUAGCGGAUUGGGAGCUACGAACUUGUGUAGCCGAGUCACACUGUUUUUAAAAAUGGCAAUUGAACGACUAGAACGAAUAGUCGCGAAUAAUCGAUUUUAUUUGAAUGCAGGUCGGCAUACAAAGCAGAAGCUACAUCAGGUUUCGAGUGUUAAUAACCAUACAUUGUGGAAUAAUUGCUUUCAGAAACGUAGGAUUAAGUUUGUCAAAGACUUUCAAGAGAAUGCUUAGGCUUAGUGUGUGUUACUGUCUUAUCCAAAAUUAAACAACUGUUAAUGACAUGAAUAGUUAUUGGUCUUGAUAUUUUGGAACGUACUACAAUUCCACUCCUGAUACCACAGGUUCGUAAAAGAUCACAAUGCUUUAAAGAUGUUAUGACUAACAAAGUAAGAGAAGCAGAAACAGAUUUUCGAUGCAACAACAAAUAGUUCAUUGAAUAUUUAAUUUUGCAAUUUUCGGCCGAGUGUAAUGAGUUCGAGAUGUCAUAUACUUUUUCACAUUGCUUGUGUUCAGUGGCGAAGCCAGAUGUGUCUUGCUUGUCCUGCUGAGCAUGACAUACAAAAUUUCAGAUAAUGAAUUUUUUUGUCCAUAUAAUUUUUGAAAGAAAACGCUUUUAUCCAGUGUUCAUACAUUUUCUUAGCUUUAGCACGUUGCGCAGAAUUUUUGUUAAACAGAGAAAUUCAUUAUGUAAAUUAACAUUAACUUAUUUUAAAUGAAUAUAGAGCCUAGGAAAAAUGGGUGGGGUCUACCAUUACAGUGAACAUAAUCCAAAUGCUAACCCUAACCACUGAUCCUAAGGUUGAUGACAUUUUCUUUUGGUAAUCUCCCCACCUCGGCCUGACCUACCUCCAUUUUAGGGCCAUUACAUUUAUAACUAAAACUUUUGUCCAAUGCUUGUGAUUUUGUCUUCAGUUACAACACAAUACUUUAUUACAUACAAUGGCUGUGCUGUACAACUGCAAUGGAUCAUUUCAUGGUUACCAUGUGUGGAACAGGUGAAAUUGAGGCAUAGUCUAAUUUAACAAACUUCUACUUAAGAAAUAUUUCUUUUAAAAACCUUAUCCUAAAACCCAUCCCUUUUAGAACUUUAGAAUUGCAGCUAUCUUUCGAUAAUGUGCUCUAUUUUAUGAGUAUGACAAGGCAACAUUUUUCUUGCUUAUAGUACCUUCUAGUUAUGUUGAUAUUUGAUUACAAUACUCAAAAUAAUAUUCAAUCCAGUUCCAGUGAAGAUGAGAUGAUAGCAAGCACAUCUUACUAUGACAUAAGAGACUUAAUAAAAGGUGCUACAGAGACCGCCCAUACAUCCACAGAGAAGGCGGUUUCGUCCACACAGAAUGCAUCUUUGUCCACAGAGAAGGCGUCUUUGUCUUCUGAGAUGGUUUCUUCCUUAUCCAAUUCUUCUGAAUGUCUUGCAAGUGAUGUGCAAAUGCUCAGAGAAGUGCUUCCCAACAUAGAUCGUCAGAAAAUUUCAGACACUCUUGUGGCUUCUGGUAUGGAUUUGGAAAAGGCAAUUAAUAAGAUACUAAGUGAAUCAGGUACUGUAUAUAUGCAUAGAGCAUACUUUUACUGCAUUGCAUUUUUGAUGAUCGUCAUCAUCAAAUUACAAUAGAGUUGGGAAUAUAAUAUGGCCAUAAUAAUGAUAAUAAUUUUUGAUAAGAAUUAGUGUUUUUAAUUCUAUUCUAUUAAUUAAAGGUAAGGUACAGUUGGUAUGUAAACAAAGCCUUUGUUUACAUUUCAAUGUUCAAAAUAUUGAACUUCAUUCGACAAUUAUUUAUAUUUUCAUGCUUCUACAGUAUAAAUGAUAAGAUACAACAAUCAGGCUUUGCAAGAACAUAAAAUGAAUUAAAAACCUUUAAAAGUCUUUAAAUAACAUCUUUAAAUAACAUCUAUCUGAAAUUAUUAUCAUAUUACCUAUACUAAUUAAAUUUAUAUAUAAUAUUAAUAAUAAUAAUAAUAAUAAUAAUGGAAACUUUUUAUUAGAUAUUUAUGAUAUACUAUAUAUACAUUCAUAAACCUCAUUUUAUAAUAAAAGGUAGCUUAUCGAUGUCCACUUGAAUUCAAUAUAAAACUAAUAUAUAUAUAUAUAUACAGGUGAGAAUAUUCUAGUUAAAUUCAGUUAAAAGUUUAAAAGUUCCGAUAAUGAUAAUGAUAAUAAUAAUGGAAACUUUAUUUAAUAAUUUUGUUACAUACUAUAUAAACUAUAUACAAUUGUAAAUCUCACUAAUUUAAUGUAACAUACAAUUGGCUAUUUGAAUCACAACUAUAAACUAAUAAAAAUGACAAAACUGAGCACAUGAAAAUAUAUAAAUAUAAAAGACAAUCAGUUAUUUCAAAUAGUUAACAAGUCCGGACUUUCCCAUUCCUUAUUUCGACAGCAGAAAAUGUAAUAAGUACUUUGAAUGACAAUAGUCAUUUCCGAACAUUUCUAAGAAUGUAUUAUUACUUUACAUUAAGUUUUAUUAUAUUUUCUUUUUUGUAGUUUCUUCGUCGGCGUUUUUUCUUUCAUUUGUUCUUUCAGAGCUAUUUGAACGCGAGCUAUUUUCAUUUGAUCUUUCAGAGUUCUUUUUAAUGGCAGCUUUUCCCCCUCUUUCCUGGGUCUUUCGGCGGGCCUUAUUUCGGCGCCUGCGCACCCUUUAAACAGUCCUCCAAUAAAAGUUGGCAGUUCUUUUUUGUAGUUUCUUCGUCGGCGUUUUUACUUUCAUUUGUUCUUUCGGAGCUAUUUCUUGAACGCGAGCUAUUUUCAUUUGAUCUUUCGGAGUUCUUUUUAAUGGCAGCUUUUUUUUUCUCUCUUUCCCGGGCCUUUCGGCGGGCCUUAUUUUGGUGCCUGCGUGCCCUUUAGACAGUCCUCCAAUAAAAGUUGGCAGUUCUUUUUUGUGGUUUCUUCAUCGGCAUUUUUACUUUCAUUUGUUCUUUCGGAGCUAUUUCUUGAAUGCGAGCUAUUUUCAUUUGAUCUGUCGGAGUUCUUUUUAAUGGCAGCUUUUUUUUUCUCUCUUUCCCGGGCCUUUCGGCGGGCCUUAUUUUGGUGCCUGCGUGCCCUUUAGACAGUCCUCCAAUAAAAGUUGGCAGUUCUUUUUUGUGGUUUCUUCAUCGGCAUUUUUACUUUCAUUUGUUCUUUCGGAGCUAUUUCUUGAAUGCGAGCUAUUUUCAUUUGAUCUGUCGGAGUUCUUUUUAAUGGCAGCUUUUUUUUUCUCUCUUUCCCGGGCCUUUCGGCGGGCCUUAUUUUGGUGCCUGCGUGCCCUUUAGACAGUCCUCCAAUAAAAGUUGGCAGUUCUUUUUUGUGGUUUCUUCAUCGGCAUUUUUACUUUCAUUUGUUCUUUCGGAGCUAUUUCUUGAAUGCGAGCUAUUUUCAUUUGAUCUGUCGGAGUUCUUUUUAAUGGCAGCUUUUUUUUUCUCUCUUUCCCGGGCCUUUCGGCGGGCCUUAUUUUGGUGCCUGCGUGCCCUUUAGACAGUCCUCCAAUAAAAGUUGGCAGUUCUUUUUUGUGGUUUCUUCAUCGGCAUUUUUACUUUCAUUUGUUCUUUCGGAGCUAUUUCUUGAAUGCGAGCUAUUUUCAUUUGAUCUGUCGGAGUUCUUUUUAAUGGCAGCUUUUUUUCCCUCUAUAUUACAUUAUAUAUACAGUACAGUGCUAUUAAAAUAGUAUAAUAUCAUCUAAAUGUAUCAUGCAUACCGUAUAUAUAUUAUUUAUGAAGAAAUAAGAUGGAAUUGUACUGGUAUUCAUUUGUUCAAUCUUUGUAUUUCCUUGUUAUAGCUUCAGAAGAAGCUGAACAUAGUCAUGAAGAUGACACUGAUGAUCCAGAGCUGGUAGAGCACCUGGAUGAGCCACUGUCUCAUAGAUUUUUAUUUCCAAGGCAGUUAAUCCUUUUGGUCAGGAACUGGAUAUGUGCCUUGACAGGAACAAGGACAUAUUGGAACAAGCAGUAAGAAAGUACAAACAUCCAUCAUUUGAUACAACAAGGCCCCUCAACGUUGCAUUUCAAGACGAGCCAGGAGUUGAUGCUGGAGGGGUGACAAGAGAGUAUUUUUCUCUUUUAAUGCAGAGGUUGGAGAACCAAACUGGUACCCUUAAGUUGUUUGAGGGUACAAGAGGACACCUGGUUCCAAUGCAUAAUUAUUAUCUGUCAGGAGGGUUAUUUGUUAUGGUUGGAAAGAUGAUUUUGCAUGCUAGUCUAAAUAAAUGCAAUGGCAUGGCAGGAUUAUCUCAAGCAGCAGUUACAUACAUCAUCAGUGGCAGUUGUAAUGCAGUUGUAGAACAUAUUGUGUUGGAUGAUAUUCCUGACCCAGUGAUGUGGGCAUAG